Penicillium manginii is the source of this 1410-nucleotide messenger RNA. Its product is annotated as cytochrome P450. The record is from RefSeq and is a predicted model, not a curated record. The transcript is spliced from 5 exons. NCBI's taxonomy places the organism in Eukaryota, Fungi, Ascomycota, Eurotiomycetes, Eurotiales, Aspergillaceae. Gene Ontology annotation, molecular function: oxidoreductase activity, acting on paired donors, with incorporation or reduction of molecular oxygen; iron ion binding; heme binding. The coding region runs from base 1 to 1410 and encodes 469 amino acids.
AUGCUGGCUAUUUGGGCAGUAUUGAUCUUUUUCAUCGGGUAUUAUAUUGGCCCAGGAUUCCGGGCACCCUUGAUUAAGAUACCAGGACCUUGGUACACACGGUUCACAAGUCUAUGGAUCAAAUACCAAGAGUUCACAGCAAAUCGUCGAGAAUCAGUCCAUCAUCUCCAUCGACAAUAUGGCCCUGUCGUACGACUAGGGCCUAAUGAGGUCUCCUUCACGAGCCUUGAUUCGAUAAAGGAAAUAUAUGCCUCUGGCGGCAGUGGCUAUGACAAGACGGAGUUUUAUACCCUGUUCAAGCAAUUCAAAAUUAAGACGAUGUUCUCUACAUUGCCUAAAGAUGAGCACAGCAAGAGAAAACGUCUUUUUGCUGAGCGCUACGCCAUGACUAACGUCAUGAAAGCGAAGCCUCUGGCGGCCAUCCAUGAACGCGCGAUGACUUUUGUGGCGCAGUGUGCAGACGCAGGCAAAACUAGCGUGGACGUCUAUGUGUUGUUACACUGCUAUGCACUGGAUUGCGUUACUCAUUUUAUGUUUAGCCCUGGGGGACUCAAAUCUUUGAACGUAAAGAAGGAUUUUGAGAUCAUGCAGGAGCUGACCUACCACCAAAGCCUGCAAAAAAGCUUGUUAGCCUAUUAUCUCCCCGGGCUGGAGCCAUAUUUCCCGAAAAUUCUUCACCCACGCAGCGCUCCCAAAGCAAACCAGUAUGUCCUGGACAUGACUGAUCAAAUUGAAUUGGAUGGCCACAGUUUGCUGGAAAAGCUUAAGCGAGAGGAGUCCAAUCUCAAGCCCAUGCAAGCUGCAGCAGAGUGCAAAGAUCAUAUGGCAGCAGGCAUUGACACAACUGGAGAUGGGCUUUGUUUCUUGAUGUGGGAACUUUCUCAACCACAGAACAUGGGAUUUCAACGACGACUGCAGCAGGAAUUGAAGAAUGCACCCGUGGAAUCACCUUUAGACAGCCUCGUCUAUCUAGAUGCGGUGAUCAAAGAGGCACUGCGCUAUUCUCCGCCGAUUCCAAUGUCUUUGCCACGAUAUGUGCCACCCGGUGGACGUGUUAUUGACGGUUACUAUAUUCCGGCUCAUGUUAUUGUUAGCUGUCAGCCCUACAGUGUCCAUCGCAGCGAUGAAAAUGUAUUUGCAGAGCCGGAUCGAUUUUAUCCAGACCGAUGGCUUGAGAUGAAGGGAGCAGUUGAAAGAAAUAGGAAUUUCUUUGCCUUCGCAGUUGGAGGGAGAGGGUGUACUGGGAAGAAUCUGGCUUUGGUGGAAAUGAAGACUCUUCUGAGGGAGGUUUACUCUCGAUUUGAGACCACUGUUGCUCCCGAUAUGACCGGAUCGAUGGAACUGGACGAUCAAAUUAUCUCUUCCAGGCCCAAGGGACAGACAUGCAAGCUCGUAUUUUCGCCCAUCUAG